Molecule: messenger RNA, 198 nt
Organism: Paracoccidioides lutzii Pb01
Exons: 1
Coding region: 1-198 (65 amino acids)
Source: RefSeq, a predicted model, not a curated record
AUGGAAACCCAGUCUCACAGUGCCAGGCCAGAUGCUCGCUCUGUUAGACCACCAGUUGAAAAGGGUCAGAAACAGCACAGCGCGGCACAGAAGAGCCUGCAGUUCCAGGCUCAGACCAGGAGCAACGCGAUGGCAGCACCAGCAUCGUCAGUAGGUGCUGGAGAGCCAAUGAGCCGGGUGGAAAGGAGGAAGGAUUGA